GCAGGCUGCGUCUACAGGUGGUUUACGAUCUUUACUCGCUAUUUGACGUUAUUGAAGUUUUUGAAGUUUCCGCAAAACAGUUGGAACGACGUCAACGGAUGCGCCGUGUCCCAUGGCUUUUCAAACUCAGCGGUACACUGUUUUCGGAUUUUCACAGGAACUGGACUGGAGACCUUUGUACUUUGCCGAGCCCGUUCCGGCGCACAGAAUAUGCGACGGAUGUGGUUUGCUGCCCAGAGUGACCGUCUUUCUGCCGUGUCGACACGUGCUGUGCAAAACCUGCUACGAGCAGUGCGUGGUCGACGACCAGCACUCCUGCCCACUGGACGGUGACGCUUUUCUUGAUGAAGAUGUUCAGUGGGGAGACUUUCCUUUGGAGAACCUGUUGAAGCGGAAGGUCCACUGCUGGAAUAAGGAAUACGGUUGCGAGAGUGUGGUGGCUGCUUCAGAGAUCUGCAAGCACUUUCACCAGGAUUGUGACCACCAUUCCACCUGUUGUCCUCGCUGCGCAGCCGUCGUCCGCCGUCGCAGCGUGCGGGCACAUCUGCGAAGCAACUGCCAAGACUACGUCGCUUUUAACAAAGGUGCCGGACCGGAGACGACGAGAUGCAAUGAUCAGCAAGCAAUAUUGUUGGCUUUGAAGGCAACCGUUGAAGAGAGGGUGGGCGAAAUGAAAGAGAGACUUGACAGUUUGUCUUGUGAAAAUAGAGUGCAAAUUGAUAGAACCAACGAGCUGCACCACUGUAUAAACACAUUGAAAGAAAUGUUGCCACAGCCAUCGGAAAACACCACCAGCCAGGAUGCUACUCCCCAGUCUACAAAUGACAUGCCUACUAUUCAAGGAGACAAUAAUAAUUUGGUCGCAGAAGCUGAUGUGCCCUUCAACAGAAGCCAACUUGUAGAAGAAAUGAGCACUUUAAACGAAGCACUGAACAAAGCUAUGAAUGCGGAAGCCCAGAAGACAUCAGAAAUGUUGCAAAAGAAUGAGCGUGUCAUGAACAACCUCCAUGAGCAAUUGAAACUACAGUUAUCGUCGGAUCUUAAGAGUAUUUCCUGCAGUGUAAGCAGACUGAGCGAGACUUUUGGAAAAGAACUCGAUCGAGCCAUAAAGAGAAUAGGUGAAAAUAUGACCACAUAUGAAGCUCGCGUGGCUGCCAUGAAAGAAUGUGAUAAGAAAGUAACAGACCAACAACUGAAACUUCUUGCAUUCGGCACUAAAAAUUUGAAGCGUUAUACAUUUUUUAUCAAUGGAGUCAAGUCGCUGAAAAGAUUGGCGCUGGAAGAUGGCUCUCAGACUUACUAUGCCGACCGGAUAUACCUCUCUGGCUACUGCAUGUCGCCAGCUAUUUAUAUUAAAAAAAGUGGCAACUCAGUGCAGCUGUACACGUGCAUUCAGCUCCACAAGGGAGUAAUUGACGAAUUUCUACCAUGGCCUUUCCAUAAAUCCACACGGCUGAGUGUCACAAAUGAAUCGACAGAUAAACAGUGUCAGCUUGUGAAUACACCUUGCCAGGGUCUCGAAUAUUUUGGUCGACCUGCCACGUCAAGUAACCGAACAGCAUACUUUCCCGAUUCUUCGCUUCUCUUGGAAGAUCUUGAACGGGACGGUUACGUGGUGAACGAUAAGCUGCACAUUACAUGGGAACUUUUGCACCCAAGGCCUUGAAAUUAAUGCAAGCUGGUGCCUUUUCACCAUUCCUCUGUCGGUGUAGCGCAAGAUGGCAGUAAAUACAUGUUGCUUAGUUCCCAAAUGCAGAUAUCAUGCCUUAGUCGAUGACAGUAAGUGACUGCGGAAUAAAGCAACCUGUCUGUAUUUGCCUUUUAUUUUUUUACUUUAUGAAAAUUUGUAAAGUAUUGCAUCAAUAGUAAAGUCUUGUUU
Molecule: messenger RNA, 1879 nt
Organism: Dermacentor silvarum
Lineage: Eukaryota; Metazoa; Arthropoda; Arachnida; Ixodida; Ixodidae
Product: TNF receptor-associated factor 6-B-like
Exons: 2
Coding region: 113-1666 (517 amino acids)
Biological process (GO): tumor necrosis factor-mediated signaling pathway; protein K63-linked ubiquitination; positive regulation of JNK cascade
Cellular component (GO): cytoplasmic side of plasma membrane; plasma membrane signaling receptor complex
Molecular function (GO): tumor necrosis factor receptor binding; ubiquitin protein ligase binding
Source: RefSeq, a predicted model, not a curated record